Molecule: messenger RNA, 5849 nt
Organism: Daldinia loculata
Lineage: Eukaryota; Fungi; Ascomycota; Sordariomycetes; Xylariales; Hypoxylaceae
Exons: 7
Coding region: 192-5609 (1805 amino acids)
Biological process (GO): protein phosphorylation
Molecular function (GO): ATP binding; protein kinase activity
Source: RefSeq, a predicted model, not a curated record
CAAUCGCAAUGAUACUCUAGAUCAGCACCGCCCAAGCAUUUUUUUUUUUUUGCUCGGCGAAGUAGGAUGCCAUUGCAUUUGCGCCCACCCGUUAACCAAGUAUUACCAUUGAUUGCCAAAUAGGCUACACCCUUCUGAUUUUAUAUCCUCCUGGCACCCACGAUCGCUUCCACUCUUGGACCGCAAACAUCAUGGCGGGCAUAAAUGGUUGCAUUGGCAACCUUAGGAAGCAGAUACAGGAUAGCCUGGUUACCUCGCUUUCCCAGCGCGAUUUCCUACCCACCGACAAGCUUCACGAAAUAUUUACUCUCCGAGCAGUUAAGGGCGCCGUCGAAGAACUUAAUUGCGGCCCAGAUGAUCGCAUCAAAUUAGCGGACACGAUAUAUCACCAAGGCAAGAGGGUGUUUGCCAUGCUCAUUUACAGCUAUUGGCAAGAUCUCAUUAUAGAAUUCCGCAAGCAUGAUGCUCUUGAUAGCCGACUCCCGCUGACUGAAGCUGAUGCGAUGACGAUUAUCGAACCCGGCAUUGCGCUCCGGAUUGCCCGGGAGGUCCAGUGGGGCUUUUGCCCCUAUACCUUCCCGGAGAACAUGUCGGAGCAUCAUCGUGAGAUUCAAAGCAAAAUAAUUAUUCCUUUCAUUGGUGCUGAGCAAAUCGGCUUUGGCGCAUUCAGUAAUGUAGAUAAGAUGACUAUCUCGCCGUCUCACCAAAACUUUGACAAAGAUGCGAAAACAUUACAAGUAGUGCAAAAGAAGCUCAAGAAGAAAGGCAAGACUGAGGAGUUUGAAAGAGAAAAUAGGUGUUUGCGACUCCUAAACCAGCUGCACCAUCCCAACAUCAUUCCUCUAUGGGGCUCUUACACGUGCUGUGACGAGCAGAACUUCCUCUUCCCAUAUAUUGACAUGGAUCUCGGUUCGUUCCUAAAGGCUAAAACCCGCCACCAAGAUUUCCAGUGGGAUUUUACUUUCUACUCGGCUCUCACAGGGCUCGCUUCGGCGCUGUCAAAAACACACUACCUUCUCCUCAAUCAAGCUGACCACGACAUCGACUUCGAGGCAAUCGGCUACCAUCAUGAUAUUCGACCACCUAAUAUCCUAGUUGGUCCCGAUACUUUCAUCCUGGCUGACUUCGGACUGGGGAGGCUAAAGCAGGCGGGGGACCCGUCGCACACGCCUUACAAAUGGAUCAGUGGGGAUUAUGUUGCUCCCGAAAGCACUGACAGUCAAGAGAACCCACUUACCACCAAUCGAGCCACCGAUGUAUGGGCGUUUGGUUGUCUUAUCGCCGAGGUUGUCACCUAUAUGCUGAAAGGGACAGCGGGGGUCGAAGAAUUCCGCACGAAGCGACUCACACCAGGAAGGUUUCCUCAAUGGAAAGAUACCGGCUUCUAUCAGCCUUGUGGUAAUGUCAAGCAAGAAGUCAUCGAUUGGAUGGGGGCGUUGAGGCGCGAUAAUUCCCAUUCGGACUUUGUCCCCCUGCUCGUUGACCUAGCUCUUGAUGCUCUUCAGCCUGAUCCACGAAAUAGACCUGACAUGAACACUAUUUAUAUACGCUUGAAAGUUUUGAGUAUGCAAAAACACUUUCACGCUAUCCAAGAAAAGUUUCGUGAGGUUUGCGAGACCGGAGAAAAACUAGUACCCUCACACAAGCGCCACCUGGGGAGUCUUGGAUAUGCGUACGAACGGUUCGAGGUAUGGGGCAACACUCUCACUCUGGAUAAGAAAGGAUCUCCUCUUCAUGACGAAGAUCAACCUGAUGGUUCUAUUGAGAUCAUGAAGAAGUUGUUUCAGGCACUAAGAGAAGAAGUAGAAAUGCGACACUUGGGUGAUGGGUCUGCCUUGUUUUCCCAUGAACACCGGAUAGUCCAAAGCGUUGAAUCUUUAUGGAAAUACUUGCCGAAUAGCCUUCUUCACUCGGUUGAGAAUCAACGGCAAGAGAAAGUGAAUGGUGAACUGGAUGGUCAACUUGUUGAACAAGGGCAGAGUUCGUGCCAUGCAGCUGACAACGUUGUAUUGGCCCCCGGUAUAUCUAACUCUAUCGAUCCCUUUAAGUCCGAAUUCGAAGAAAAGGCGCGAAAGUUCAAAGAUAACCUAGAUAAUGUUAUAUCUUUCGACGGGAUCCUCAAGAUAACAUCUAUUGGCGAUGUGUACGACAUCACAGACACAAUCCAGGACGAGCAGAAUGAACACGAUAAUCUUCGCAACCUAGCGAAAAUCCAAAGAUAUUUGGAGCGCCUGAAGGGGUAUGCUGACGUGAUAGAUGGUAUUAUCAGUGGGGGCCGCGAUGUUCUGGCACUCCUCUGGGGGCCGAUAGGAAUCCUUUUACAAUUAGCGAGACCGUUGAACAAGGCUUACGACUCGCUCAUUGACGCUGUUGCUGAGGUAGGGCAAAGUUUGCCCGACUUUCAAGUAUCUACCUCAAUAUUCAACCAAAACAUGGAGGCUAAAGAAAUUCUGCCCUUCUUUUUCAAAGAUCUACUAGACUUUUAUGGUGAAGCGUUGAAUUUCUUUUGUCACCCUAACUGGAUGAACGUCUUUGAUCGCCUGUGGCCAAAGCAGUGUGUGCACUACUCUGAAAUUGUAAACCGUAUACGACGGCUUACUCGACUGAUGAGGACAGAAAUACGCAUCGGGGAUAUACAACAAGAAGACGAGUUUCGAAAGAAAGCACUGGAAAGUUUUAAAGCGCAGAGAAGGGAGAAUUGUGGGCAGGAAUUCCACCGUAUCAUGACAUCUUUUAGUCCAUGCAGAUAUGAUACUACCCAGGAUCGCCUUCGUAGCCGUCGCUAUCAGGGAACUGGAACUUGGCUCUUUAUGGACAAGACUUUCACACAAUGGCUCAACAGCUCGCAGGAGGAGACUCGAAUCUUAUGGUUGAAAGGGAUACCAGGGGCAGGCAAAACAGUUCUCUCUAGCGCAAUCCUAGACCAUUUAAGAGAUAUCCAAGGGAUCAAGACAGCCUUUGCAUUCCUUACAUACCAGGAAGCUAAGACUUCAGCGUUGUCAACAAUCCACUCACUUAUCUUUCAGCUGGCAGAAAGAAAUGAAGAUCUCAUGGCUAUCGUUUGUGAAUCCACGGACAGAGACCUGAGGAGCAAUCUCAACGGCGCAGGCAAUAUUCUGUCGUCUCUUAUCCAUUAUGCUGGCUUAGUCUAUCUCGUUAUCGAUGGUGUCGAUGAAGUCAGGGAAGCAGAACGGGGUAGACUCGUUACAGAACUUCUUAGGUUAAUUGGGGUAUGCGGAAGCCUACGAAUUGUCCUCAGUACGCGACCCGAAGCCGAUCUAACGCGGCUACUGGGUGAUAAAGCAGUCGUGAUCCAGAUUCAUGACCAUAAUAAAAGAAGCAUUGAGGACUACGUUCGUGAACGCGCCCAGUACAUCUUUGGUACUCGACGGGUUCCCCUUAAUAAGAAAGACAAGAUCAUGAAGCUUUUGGAGCCGUUGGCAAGUCGUGCGGAAGGUAUGUUCCUCUAUGCUCGGCUCGUUAUGGAUAUGGUCGCGACUAUACAUGACUUGUCAGAGUUACAGAAAGAAUUGGCAGUCCUCCCAGAAAACCUUGAUGCUGCUUACCAUCGUAUCAUUGUACGUUUGGAAAGUCAUAAUGACAAGAGAAGAACAGAGAAGGCUCGGAGGCUGUUAGGAUGGGUUGCAUGUAGUGCAGCUCCAAUUACUGUCGAGGAGGCUCAUCAAGCAUUAGUUGUGAUGCCAGGUAAUCGGGACCAAGUAUUCGAAAUGGUGUCAAAGCUCGAUGUUGUCGAGCUUCUUGGUCCAAUCGUGGAGACUGUAGACAACUACAUACGAUUUGUUCACUUCACAGCAAAAGAAUAUAUCUCUAGCCCUCACCUCGGAGUGCAGCUAAUUAACACAACCCAGGCCACACUGGAUCUAGCUCUGCGGUGCAUCGCAUAUCUAUGUCAACGUCAUCAUGAUCCUGAUUUAUCAUUGAAAGAGCGAUGUGAGAAUGUCACUACUGGGCAAUAUAGCCUCCAUACCUUUGCAACACGUAUGUGGUUUGAGCUGGUCUGUCAAUAUUUUCAGUUAAUCGGAGAGGCGGAUCCGUCAACCGAGCUGGUCGAAUCUAUUCAGAUGCUGUGGGAAUAUAGAGAGACACGAGGCCUUCAUGGUACCGCGGGGGACGAGAGUGACAUUAACAGCGAGGACAAAAGCGAUAGGGAAGCUAUUUUCGAAACGUUAAAGGGAAAGCACCCUCUGCUUUAUCAAGUACUCUGCAGAGUGUCGCGGUUUCGCAAUUCAUCUUUUCUUUUCACUGGCCAGACAAACCAAGACUCCGACAAGGAUAUACAUGAUCCCUUAUUAAUAUCAAAGAUAUCUCAACUCAUUCGCCAGGCCUUGAAGAACUCCCUCUGUAAUUCACCAACUGGCUGGCUCAUGUCCGGCGAACAUGGAUGUCAUGAAGACUGUGCCAAUAUCCUGUAUUACUACGGAUCACGUCCAUUUAAAUGCAGGUUUCUAGGGUGUAAAACCUGGCAAGACGGCUUCCAAAAGCGUACUCUCAAAGAAAGACACGAACGUUCGCAUGAUAGGCCUUUAAAAUGCCAUGUUUCCGGCUGCGAAUUUGAACUUGUCGGCUUUUUGUCCGAAAGGAUGCGGCAAAAUCAUCUCAGGCAAGCUCAUCGAAGAGAUCCGACGGAAUUGAGCUUCGACACAGAGAAUAUCACCCAGGAUGGAGUUGAGAUCAUACUUUUUGACUUUAUUAAAAUAAACCAAGUGGAAGCUGUUCAAAAUAUCUUGUCUGCCUUCCCAACCGCUCUCGAGUCCCAUCAAACUCUACAUAAGCUCCAACUGCUUGCCGCCUCUACAGCUUCAAGUGAUAUGUUGAAGUUGUUAGAAGGGGCGGAUAGAUGUAAUGCAGCGAACCGAAAAUUACACGAAUGCAAGGAAUGUAUUACAGAGUCAAUUAACGCCCGCAAUGGGAGCACCUUAAGACACUUCUCGUCUAUAAAUACAACUUAUAAUAGCGGCAAUAUAAAACGGGACGAAUUUUGGGAAUUUCUACUCCUCCCCUCUAGCACGGCCAUUAUGGAACUGGUAUCGAGUGACUGGCUCGAAGGAAUGCAAAUUUGGGCCAAAUGUAUUCUAAAUCGGCUAAACUUACUCUCCGAUGCGACCAAGAAGGGGCUUAAUUUCUCCACGAUAUCACGAAGCAAGCAGUUUAUUAGGGCCGCAUCACACCGGUUUGGAAGCAAGCAGCUUAUUAUGGCCGCAUCACACCCGGUUGGUGACCAGCAACUUCUCUGCUUGUGGAGAGACUCUGGGCUCGUUCCCCUUUGGGGUAACGAUUGGGCUAAUAGAACUCUGAAAAAUGUAGCAGAAGUUGGUUUAUCAAUCACUUUAGCAGCGUUUUUGCUUGACCAAGGCGCUGAUAUUAACUAUAGACGAGGUCCUAAAGUUCAAACUGCACUUCAACGUGCAGCGAAGAAAAGCUCUGCUAAGGGAGCUGAGAUGAUCAGAUUUCUUCUUCUAAACGGCGCUCAUCCAAGGGAGAGUAUACGUGAACAGGUGGGCGCAAAAAAUAUUUAUAAAUGGUUAGGGAAGACCUGGGAUGAACUUGUUGACGAGACUAAAAGUAUACGGAAUGAUAAAGUCAAAUGACUUUCAGCUGUUCCGUGACCCAGUAUUCAAGGCUUCGAUCCCACAAUACAAUUUAUGCAAUUAUAUUAUCAAGUCUUGUAUCACAAUAACCUCUCCUUUCACCUCUUUUAGUCCGUAUGCAUUGCGUGGCAGGUACUUCUAUUCUAGCAUCUUUUUCAAUCUCUAUAAUCCUGUCAGUAGAGCGUCAUUCAAAUAAAUUGUGAUUACCUAGGAUUGGAUCUUACCUCCCACCUUCUGUAU